CACUCUCCUCCAUUCUUCAUUGUCUUUCGUCACUCUUCCCCGCCGCAAACGGUGGCCCCGUAUGGACUCUAAUCCCUCCAUCACCAUUGCCCCCCUCCAAAAGGACAAGCUUGUCGUCAUCAUGGGCGCCACCGGCACUGGAAAGUCCCGCCUUUCUCUUGACUUGGCCACUGGACACUUCCCUCAUUCCCAAGUCAUCAACUCCGAUAAAAUGCAAGUUUACAGAGGUCUCGAUAUCACCACCAAUAAACUAUCUCUCCAUGAGCAACGCGGCGUCCAUCAUCACGUGCUUGGCGAGUUCGACUCAAUAGACUUGGAUUUCACCCCUUCCCAGUUCCGCGCCGCUGCUGGGUUAACAAUCUCCAACAUUGUUUCCCACGGAAACCUGCCUCUGCUUGUUGGGGGCUCCAAUUCGUUUAUUCAUGCUCUGCUUGCAGAGCAGUUUGACCCGAUGGAUGAUGUGUUUUCCGGUUCGAGCUCGGUAAGCCGGGAGCUGAGGUACGAUUGUUUAUUUCUCUGGGUCGACGUCGCAUGGCCGGUUCUGUGCGAUUAUCUCUGUAAGCGAGUCGAUGAUAUGCUUGACUCCGGCAUGUUCGAAGAGCUGGCUCGGUUUUACGACCCCGCGAAGGAAGGAUAUCGGGUCGGAAUAAGGAAAGCAAUCGGAGUGCCCGAAUUCGAUCGGUAUUUUCAGAGGUACCCGCCGUGGGAGAAGGAAGAAAACGGCGGCAUUCCAGAUGAGGGAAGUGAUCCAGCACGGAAGGAAGCAUACGAGGAGGCUGUAAGGGAGAUUAAGGACAACACGUGUCGGCUAGCGAAAAGGCAGAUAGGGAAGAUCCUACGGCUAAGAGGGGCAGGAUGGGACAUACGGAAAGUGGACGCGACGGCGUCGUUUAGGGCUGUGAUGGCAUCGGAUUCAAGGGAAAAAAAAGACUGGAGGGAUAGAUGGGAAAGGGAAGUGAUGGAGCCAAGCGUGGAGAUUGUGAAGCGUUUCCUGGAGUAGGUUUUCCAGCCGUUUCUUUCUACCCCAAUGCCAUUUUGGGUCACUAUCUCAUUCUCAAAAACCACACAUCUUUUAUCAGGGAGAGAGUGAUGGCUCCGCCACAGAGCUAAAAAGGCAACCCAUUUACGGCGGACCGCCGACCGCAAAAAUUACUGUUUGUCUUUUCUGUAUAUAAUCUGUAUUGACCUUCAACGGCGGACGGCAGGCCCCGUGGCUGGAUCGAUGCUGGGAUUAGACUUUAGAGGACAUGGGAUCUUGUUUGGGGGGAGGAAUGGGUUGAAGGUCAAUACAGAUUAUAUACAGAAAAGAUAAACAGUAAUUUUUUCGCAGAGUAGACAAAUUUUGUGAUAUUAGAGCAUGUUUCUUAAGUACUUCACUUAAUUUCCUCUGCAGUAUUGGGCUUUAGGGGUAUUUAUCGUUCACUUCUGGGACCUGAAACCUUGAAGAAUCUUUUCCAUUUUUCGAUUAUGUAUGGAAAGAUAGAAACAAAAUUACCACAAUUUUAGGUAUUCACUUAAUUUUGUUAGGCCUAGGUGCUUUUCUUCUAGUAUUCAAGGCUCUUUAUUUUGGAGCUGUAUAUGAUACCUGGGCUCCAGGGGGGGGAGAUGUAAGAAAAAUUACCAACUUGACUCUUAGUCCACCUGUUAUAUUUGAUUAUUUACUAAAAUCUCUUUUUGGAA
This is a messenger RNA of Rubroshorea leprosula, 1680 nucleotides long. The record is from the annotation of a GenBank genome assembly. NCBI's taxonomy places the organism in Eukaryota, Viridiplantae, Streptophyta, Magnoliopsida, Malvales, Dipterocarpaceae.